This is a messenger RNA of Aspergillus chevalieri, 669 nucleotides long. RefSeq lists its product as uncharacterized. The coding region runs from base 1 to 669 and encodes 222 amino acids. The record is from RefSeq and is a predicted model, not a curated record. The transcript has 2 exons. Gene Ontology annotation, biological process: transmembrane transport. NCBI's taxonomy places the organism in Eukaryota, Fungi, Ascomycota, Eurotiomycetes, Eurotiales, Aspergillaceae. Gene Ontology annotation, molecular function: transmembrane transporter activity.
AUGCCCAAGGAAAAGGGCUCAGUCUACCCCAGGAACACUACUUCGCUAGAGAAUGGUGAGAACGUGCCUCAUGAGGGCAGGCUAUAUGCCAGCACAAGCUCGGAUCAGAAUAUGAAAGACCCGGACGUGAUAAUAAUAGAUUGGAAUGGAAUUGAGGAUUCGCGCAACCCCAUGAACUGGAAACCAUUUCAGCAAUACAGCCAGGUCUUCGUGGUGAGCGCCAUUACAUUACUCACGUCACUUGCUGCGUCCAUGUUCUCACCUGGAGUUUCGCAAAUGAUGGAAGAGUUUCAUAGCAGCAACCAAGAGCUCGGGAUCUUGGUGGUUUCGAUUUAUGUUCUGGGGUUAGCGCUUGGGCCGCUUGUACUUGCCCCGAUGUCUGAGCAAUAUGGCCGACUAGUUAUCUACCAUUCAUGCAUGGCUCUCUUCCUUGUCUUCACCAUUGCAUGCGCCGUGAGUAAAAGUCUGACGCAGCUGAUCGUGUUUCGCUUUUUCGCUGGAUGUUCGGGGUCUGCACCAAUUGCCAUGGGUGGUGGUACAGUGUCUGAUGUUUUUCCGCCGCAAGCACGAGGCGCGGCCAUGUCGAUAUGGGCCGUCGGUCCCUUGUUGGGCCCCGUUAUUGGUCCCGUGGCCGGCGGGUUUCUGGUAUGUGUUCCUCUAGAGCCCUAG